AUGUUGUUGCCUGCCGCCGCAAGACUGAGGUAUAAAUCAUUUUCUCAACUUUUCAAAACUUUGACAAAAUCAAACGCUCGGUUCAUCCUUGCCCCGCUCUUCACCCCGCCAUCAAUCACAAGAACAAUGUCCUCCGCUGUUGCUAAGCGCCUCGAGGGCAAAACGGUGGUCAUUACCGGUGCUAGUUCCGGCAUCGGAAGGAGCACCGCUUUUGAGUUUGCUCGUACUGCUCCAAAGAACCUGAAGCUUGUUCUUACCGCGAGGAGGAUUGAUACCCUGAAGCAGAUCGCGGCGGAUAUUGUUGCCGAGGUUGGUGAGGGGGUCAGGGUGUUGCCUGUUCAGCUUGAUGUGAGCAACCCCGAGGAGGUCAAGACUUUUGUCGGGAAACUGCCGGAGGAGUUUGGGGAUAUUAAUGUUUUGGUGAACAAUGCGGGUCUCGUCAAAGGUCUCGCCCGGGCACCCGAGAUUGCCGAGGAAGACAUCAACAUCAUGUUCAAUACCAACGUUACUGGGCUGAUCAACAUGACACAGGCUAUUCUCCCAAUCUUCAAGAAGCGGCCUGAGGGUGGUGCUGGCGACAUCAUCAACGUUGGCAGCAUCGCUGGCCGUGAGCCAUACCCCGGUGGCAGCAUCUACUGCGCUACCAAGGCGGCCGUUCGCAGCUUCACCGAUGCUUUGCGCAAGGAGCUUAUCGCUACUCGCAUUAGGGUCAUGGAGAUUGACCCCGGUCAGGUUGAGACUGAGUUCUCUGUUGUCAGAUUUUACGGUGACAAGGCCAAGGCGGACGCUGUCUAUGCGGGCUGCGAGCCAUUGACGCCAGAUGACAUUGCCGAGGUGGUUGUGUUUGUUGCUGGCAGAAGGGAGAAUGUUGUUAUUGCUGAUACUCUGAUCUUCCCCAGUCACCAGGCCGGUGCUGGUAUCUUACACAAGAAGUCGACUUAA
Molecule: messenger RNA, 942 nt
Organism: Podospora anserina S mat+
Lineage: Eukaryota; Fungi; Ascomycota; Sordariomycetes; Sordariales; Podosporaceae
Exons: 3
Coding region: 1-942 (313 amino acids)
Cellular component (GO): cytosol
Molecular function (GO): oxidoreductase activity
Source: RefSeq, a predicted model, not a curated record